AUGGAUAAGGACGUGUGUGAAAAGUUCGAGAAUGUAUGGGAUAAAUUUCCCGAUAAAUUGACCAGUGAUAAUGAGUAUGAUUUUAAAAAAGAAAAUUUCUUAGAAGGUUAUUGUGAUGAUUAUGAAUGUAGUACUAAUUACGGAAAACUUAAUGCUGGAUUUUUUUAUUUGCUUAAUCAAUUCAUUGGGAGUUCUGGGUCAUUGUAUAAUGUGGAAAAUAAUAUAAAUGUUGUUGAAUAUAUUAUUCUAUGGUUAAGUUAUAUGUUAAACCUAAAGAGUACUCAAGAUGAUACCAUUACCAAUCUAAAUAAUUUUUAUAUAGUAAAUGUAAAUAAACACGAAAAGUAUAAUAGUUUCAUUGAUCUUAUAAAUAAUAAAAAAAAAUUGAUGAAUAUUUCUAGUGAUAAAGUGUCUAAACUUUAUAAGUUAUUUAAAAUUUUAUGUGAAAUGUAUACUAAAAUUGAUUAUGGCAAUAAAACAUGCAAUAACUAUUUGAAAGAUGCUAAUAAAUUUGUUGAUGAAUAUCAAAAACUCCUUAAUGAUAAUGAUACUGAUAAUGGAAACAAUUUAUACAAUCAACUAUUGUGUAGUUUAUCAACUGAUUAUGAUAAUUUAAAAAGUAAAUGUAGCGAUAGUUCAUCCUUUCGAGAGAUAAAAACACCAACAAAUUGUGUAAAAAGAUCCAAACAAAGUUCUCAACUAAUUUCUGCACAAAAUUCUGAAGAUAUAUCAAGUUCGUCAAUAGGAAACAAAUUGUUUACAGUUUUAUCGAUAUUUGGUGCAAUAGCAUUUCUUUUAGGAAUUUCUUAUAAGUAUUCGUUAUUUGGAUUUCGGAAACGAUUUCAAAAACAAAAAUUAAGAGAAAAGCUAAAAAAUAUAAAGAAGAGAAUGAAUCAUUAA
Molecule: messenger RNA, 900 nt
Organism: Plasmodium yoelii
Lineage: Eukaryota; Apicomplexa; Aconoidasida; Haemosporida; Plasmodiidae
Product: PIR protein
Exons: 3
Coding region: 1-900 (299 amino acids)
Source: RefSeq, a predicted model, not a curated record